Molecule: messenger RNA, 3204 nt
Organism: Coturnix japonica (Japanese quail)
Lineage: Eukaryota; Metazoa; Chordata; Aves; Galliformes; Phasianidae
Gene: SMO
Product: smoothened, frizzled class receptor
Biological process (GO): smoothened signaling pathway; commissural neuron axon guidance; central nervous system development
Cellular component (GO): dendrite; plasma membrane; cilium
Molecular function (GO): transmembrane signaling receptor activity; patched binding
Source: RefSeq, a predicted model, not a curated record
CCCCGUCCCCCCCCACAGGCCGGGCCAUGGCGGGCCCCGGGGCCGCUCCGCCGGGCUCGGGGGCUCCGAGCGGGCCGUGGGGCGGGGGCGGCCCGUGCUGGCUGUGGGCGCUGGCGUUGGGCCUGGCUCUCGGUCCCCGCCGUUGCCCCGCUGCUCCCCUCAACGCUUCGGUCUCUCCUCCCGAGCGCUGCCGGCGGCCCGCGGCCUGCGAGCGGCUGCGCUUCGGUUCAUGCCUGGGAUCCGCGUUGCCCUACGCGCACACGUCCACGCUGCUGGCGGCGGACUCGGGAUCGCAGGAGGAGGCGCACGGAAAGUUGCUCCUGUGGUCGGGCCUGCGCAACGCACCGCGCUGCUGGGAUGUGAUCCAGCCACUGCUGUGCGCCGUCUACAUGCCCAAGUGUGAGGAUGGGCAGGUGGAGCUGCCCAGUCAGACCCUGUGCCAGGCCACACGUGCACCCUGCACCAUUGUGGAGCGUGAGCGUGGCUGGCCCGACUUCCUCAAGUGCACUCCUGACCGCUUCCCUGAGGGCUGCCCGAACGAGGUACAGAACAUCAAGUUCAACAGCUCAGGGCAGUGUGAGGCGCCACUGGUGCGCACAGACAACCCCAAGAGCUGGUAUGAGGAUGUGGAGGGCUGUGGGAUCCAGUGCCAGAACCCGCUCUUCACCGAGACGGAGCACCGUGAGAUGCACGUCUACAUUGCUGCCUUCAGCUCCGUCACCAUCUUCUGCACCUUCUUCACCCUGGCCACCUUCGUUGCCGACUGGAGGAACUCCAACCGCUACCCCGCCGUCAUCCUCUUCUAUGUCAAUGCCUGCUUCUUUGUGGGCAGCAUCGGCUGGCUGGCACAGUUCAUGGACGGCGCCCGCAAUGAGAUCGUGUGCCGUGCUGAUGGCACCAUGAGGCUGGGGGAGCCCACCUCCAAUGAGACACUCUCCUGCGUCAUCAUCUUUGUCAUCGUCUACUACUCGCUGAUGUCAGGCGUCAUCUGGUUCGUCAUGCUGACCUACGCCUGGCACACGUCCUUCAAGGCGCUGGGCACCACCUACCAGCCGCUGCUUGGCAAGACCUCCUACUUCCACCUCAUCACGUGGUCCAUCCCUUUCGUGCUCACCGUGGCCAUCCUGGCUGUGGCACAGGUGGAUGGUGACUCCGUCAGUGGUAUCUGCUUUGUGGGUUACAAGAACUAUCGCUACCGUGCUGGCUUUGUCCUGGCACCCAUCGGACUCGUCCUCAUCGUUGGGGGCUAUUUCCUCAUCCAGGGGGUCAUGACGCUUUUCUCCAUCAAGAGCAACCACCCUGGGCUGCUGAGCGAGAAGGCGGCCAGCAAGAUCAAUGAGACCAUGCUGCGGCUGGGCAUCUUUGGGUUCUUGGCCUUUGGCUUUGUCUUCAUCACUUUUGGCUGCCACUUCUAUGACUUCUUUAACCAGGCAGAGUGGGAGCGAAGCUUUCGGGAAUAUGUCCUGUGUGAGGCCAACGUGACCAUCGCCACGCAGACCAACAAACCCAUCCCAGAGUGUGUGAUCAAGAACCGGCCGAGUCUCCUGGUGGAGAAGAUCAACCUCUUUGCCAUGUUUGGCACUGGCAUCUCCAUGAGCACCUGGGUCUGGACCAAGGCCACCCUGCUCAUCUGGAAGCGCACCUGGUGCAGGCUGACGGGGCAGAGUGACGACCAGCCCAAGAGGAUCAAGAAGAGCAAGAUGAUUGCCAAAGCUUUCUCCAAGCGCAAGGAGCUGCUUCGUGACCCGGGCCGGGAGCUGUCCUUCAGUAUGCACACCGUCUCUCAUGACGGCCCUGUGGCUGGUUUGGCAUUUGACAUCAAUGAGCCAUCAGCCGAUGUGUCAUCUGCGUGGGCUCAGCAUGUCACCAAGAUGGUGGCCAGGAGGGGGGCUAUCCUGCCCCAGGACGUCUCUGUCACACCAGUGGCAACACCUGUGCCACCAGAGGAGCGGAGCAACCUUUGGGUGGUGGAGGCCGACGUCUCCCCAGAGCUGCAGAAGCGCAGCCGCAAGAAGAAGCGGAGGAAGAAGAAGAAGGAGGUGGUGUGCCCAGAACACCGCACCGGGCUCUCUGUGGCCCCCCCAGCCCCCAGCUCAGUGCCUCGCCUGCCCCGGCUGCCCCAGCAGCCCUGCUUGGUGGCCAUCCCCCGCCGUAGAGGGGACACCUUCAUCCCCGCUGUCCUCCCUAAUGGUGCUGGGGGGUUGUGGGAUGGUCGGCGCCGAGCCCACAUCCCCCACCUCAUCACCAACCCCUUCUGCCCCGAAAAUGGUUCCCCAGAAGAUGAGGAGAGCCCCGGCCCCAGCGUCGGGCACCAGCAGCACAACGGGGGCCCUCGAUGGCCCCCUGAGCCCCUUCCUGGUGGCAGCGGGGUGACGAGGACUCGGGGUAGACGCGCCGGUUUGGCUCCCAUCCACUCCCGGACCAACCUGAUGAACGCGGAGCUGCUGGAUGCCGACUCAGACUUCUGAGCCCUGCAGGGACCAGCAGAGCCCCAAGGGGACGAUGGAGCUCACCCAACACUGGGACUAAGCCCAGCAUCAUCAUCCACAUGGGUUCAAUACUCAUCCCAACCCAUAACGGGAUUUGAGGAUGGGAAGAGAGGAAAACUGGUGGGGCAGCACCCCCUGAAGGCGCUAUAAGGAUGUAGGGGUGAGAUGGGGGGGACACUCCCUCACACCCAGCGGUGAUAGGCAGCUUAGAGUGUUGAUUUCAGCCCCCACUCAUGGGACUUCACAGCCACCCCACAGCUAGAUGGUACGUAGAGCUUCCCAACACUUUUAUGGUGCCAAUAGGGUUUGGAAACCAUUUUUGUAUACUUUAUAAUGCACCAAGAUACGGCAGCCCAGCAGCAUCUCUUACUCUCUGGGCUCUGCUGCAGGGAUCCCAAAGUGCCUUUCAGAUCCCAAAGGGUGCACCAACCCCCUCCCCCAUCCCCCAAGCAAAGCUUUUUUAAACUGUUUUUUAAAGGAAAAAAAAAAGGAACAAAUUAUUAUCCCAGCCCUGAUGUAGGAGGACACCUGUCCUUGCUGGUGCUUUAUAUCUCCCCUCUUCUUUAGCCCUUUAUUCAAUCCGGUAGGCUCACAGCUUUUUCCCUCUCUUCCCUCCCUUCCACAUCCCCCUCAAGUGACUUCCACGGGUUGAUUUUUGCUGUGUAAAGCAAAACCCUUUCCUGUAUCAGUAUUAAACGUGCCGAGUUUCCAUUUC